UGCAUGUUAUUGUUCUUAGAAAGAUAGAACAUCGUUGGUCUUCAUCUAGUCCAUCUUAGGUCGUCGUGACUCUUCCCGUUCUAUUUAGACUUCUUGGUAGUUGUUAGGAAGAGAAGACAAAGAAGGGUGGUCAACUAAACAAUGUCUUCGUCUGCUGAGGUGACAAAGACGUCCGACUUCAGGCGGGCAAAGGCACUGCUGGAGCCUUUUAUACUACAGCAGGCUAAGUCUGAUGGACCAGUUGCUGCAGGGCUAGAUCUUCCAUCUUCUUUGAUGCUGGACGAUGUUGAGACGCGGAAAGCGGAUUUGAGAGUGCUUUUCCGCGACAUAGACUGGAGUGGGAUGCGCGCUCGUGCUGAAGCGCGCAUUCGAUUGAGUGAGAUACUGGCAGAGUAUAACGAAACGAAGGAGUCGGCGUUCGAGCAACGAUGGGAAGAGCAGCAAAAUGAAGAUGUAGGAGAAGUAGCAGCAGGUGCAGGUGAAAAUCAUGAUGCAAGUGCAACAACUAUGGCUGCUGCAGCCUCUUCAACAACUAUGGCUCCUUCAGAGCAUGACGAUGACCUUGCGAACAAUUUCACGCAACACGGAUCAUCCGCACCUUCUCCGAGAACUUCUUCAGGACCUCCAUCCACAGAGAACCCUCCUCCACAGAGGAAGCGGCGUAUCGAAAACAGCUCAUGGGAAGAGUAUUCAAGGCUCCUUCCUCUGGCCACCUAUGGCGCAAAUAUGAGUCAGAAGGUGCUGGCUUUAUGCGAAUCCUUCGAUAUUCUGCGCAAAAGCUUAACGGCGCUGCUCAUCUGCUCUGAUCAUGGAGCUCCAUCUUCACCGUCUUCUCGCAGGAGAGCUCUAGCUUUCUACAUUCUGGAAAGUGUGGAGAAUCCUGAGGAGGCUUUGCGGAGACGGCAGGCAGCGGAAGAAGCAAAACGAAGGCGUCUGGAGGAGGAAAAUGCGAACCAAGCAGCGCGAGCGGCAAUUCAUGCGGAGGAAAGCAAGCUACAAGCACAGCAAGAGCAGCAGCGCAAACGCGAAGCUGCGAUGGCUCUUGAACAAAAACGCGCGGUUGAAGAGCAUGCCGAAGCCAUCGCGGAAGCUGCUCAAUUCGACCAUGACCAAAUGAUUGCUCGAGAACAAACGUGGCUGCAACGCCUUGGAAUAGCUCAGGCGGACACUUCUGACACAGCGCAGUCUACUGGCAUAGUAGUUCAGUCAACAAACUUGAUGUCCGAGUCCGCAGGAGCAGAGAGGAAAAACGCAGCUAGUGGGCUGCUCAACGACGCGAUACGUCAAAUGCUUCGCGCUCACUCUUUGGUAACCUUCAAAGAAAAAUGCUUCCCGCAAAUGUUCAGGAUUGUUGAGGCUCUCGCUCGUCAUCCAGAGCAGCACGCGAAUGUAUUGCGCCUAGAAAAUCUUAUGUUGAGAAAUCGAAAUACUGGCUGCAUUGGUAAUGGUAACUUAUAAUACUAAGCUAAGUAUAAUCAGAAUGUCGAUCAGAAUUUAAAUUCAUCUUGUUGUUGUACUGCGACGACAUGAUGGACAUUCAAGUUCAACAUAGGACGACGAAAAGGAUGACACGACCAGGUUAUAGAUCAUUCCUGCAAUACUACAACUACUGAGCGCACGCUCUAAGAAGAACGAUUUCAUGCGUGACUUUGGUACCAGCAUCGCGCAUCGCCAGUUGCUUUUCGCCUUAGGAUUUCGUCGUAUCGAGGACGCCCCGAUCGUCCUCCCAGACGGGACGACAUUUCCCAAGUUAUGAAUACAAACCUUGCACAUGCACUCCAGCUCCUUUGAUUGUUACGUGUUGUAAGUGAGUUUAGCAGGAACAAUAUAGGUAAAGCACUCCUCUUCUCUCGGAGAAAGUGUAGCCUCUCUCUUUUUCCAGCCUUUCUCUUCAUACCAUUCCAAGGGACCAUACUACUAUUUUCCUGAGCCAGAUCCGAUGGAGGACUUUGAAGGAUAUGCGAGUCAUAGUGAAAAUUUGGAUACGCUGCUUACCAUGUUUCAGCGAUUCCAACAACGCAUACACGACGUUUCGUCGGCAGCAAAUAAGGAUCGCAUAGCCCUUGAGAUGUUUGGAGCCGACUUCGCUUUGGCAUAGUGCUAGUGAAUCAAUUAUCAGUUGGCACAGUACGCGUACGAGUUGUUGUUGUACCUCCUUUUUACGCUGCUUUACGAUUACGACGAGAAUGCAGUACCAGCGCUACGACGAGAAUGCAGUACCAGCGCUACGACGAGAAUACAGAUCUAGCGCUACGGAACCGGUGUAUACGUAUCAGAUACUAUCUAUACAUAGUCACGACAUAGUCUCUAUAACCGUUACGGUUAAUACGACCCUGCACGGCCUAAAAAUUUCCGACGACGCGGCCGAUCUCUUGAGGCUGACACGUAUCACCUUGCACCUUUCCACCCAUGGCGUAAGCAGUACGGCGAUAUCGCAGAAUCUCUCCUGUGCAAGAAGAACAAAUGCUACCACACUUCACUUGGAUGAGCACGAGCCCAAGCAUGCCACUUUAUGAGGCUCACGUGUUGCGAAGGUGCACUAUCGGUAUUCCUUGUCGUGACGUUCACUCUUUUGCUGAAGAAAUCAGGAGAGGGUAUCCCUCUCCAAAUGCUGUCAGCCGCCUAAACUGGAAUAGGGCUCACAAUAGGGAGCACUCAGGGUUGCGGGAGGGUUUUCGACCCGUCAUGAUCUUAGCAUUUCGUAUCUCCUUUCGCCGAGCAAUUCAGUCUCAGUGACGCAAUUAUACGAUGAUACUGUGGCAAAGCCAACCAAGGAAAC
This is a messenger RNA of Amoebophrya sp. A25, 2779 nucleotides long. Lineage: Eukaryota; Dinophyceae; Syndiniales; Amoebophryaceae. The record is from the annotation of a GenBank genome assembly.